Molecule: messenger RNA, 3138 nt
Organism: Histoplasma mississippiense
Lineage: Eukaryota; Fungi; Ascomycota; Eurotiomycetes; Onygenales; Ajellomycetaceae
Product: sodium transport ATPase 5
Exons: 4
Coding region: 1-3138 (1045 amino acids)
Biological process (GO): intracellular calcium ion homeostasis; calcium ion transmembrane transport
Cellular component (GO): plasma membrane
Molecular function (GO): ATP hydrolysis activity; ATP binding; P-type calcium transporter activity
Source: RefSeq, a predicted model, not a curated record
AUGGAGAAAUCCGAGAAGCUCGCUACCCAAACAAACAGCGAGUCAAACUCGAGCACGGGUUCCCAGGAGGUCCACCUCUCUCUCCCCGCUCAUAGCCUACCCUAUGACGCCGUUAUCCGCGAACUAAGAACUGACCCCGAAGAUGGCCUCUCGACGGGAGAAGCUAAGCGCCGUCUGGACAUCUAUGGCCCUAACAUGCUCGACGGCGGCGAGGAGGUCUCCAUCGUGAAGAUUCUCGUCCUUAUCAUGGCCAUGGCAGUCAGUUUUGGCAUUCAAUCUUGGAUUGAAGGUGGCGUCGUCGCUGCCGUUAUCAUCCUCAAUAUCAUUGUUGGUUUCUUCCAGGAAUACGCUGCGGAGAAGACGAUGGAUUCUCUGCGUUCCUUGAGCUCCCCUACGGGUAAUGUUUCGCGGGAGGGAACUACCUCCACCAUCCCGUCUCUUGAGAUCGUUCCUGGUGACAUGGUUGAACUCAGGACUGGUGACACAGUCCCUGCAGAUAUAAGACUUGUAGAAGCGGUUAACUUCGAAACUGAUGAAGCUCUACUUACCGGCGAAUCUCUCCCCGUGCAAAAGGAUGCAGACCAGACCUUUAAAGAGGAUACCGGCCCGGGCGAUCGCCUGAAUAUUGCCUACAGCUCCUCAACUGUGACCAGAGGCCGUGCUCGCGGUGUUGUCGUAUCUACCGGCAUGAGGACUGAAAUUGGGUCUAUCGCUGCUGCCCUCCGCGCAACUGAUUCAAAAAUUCGUCCUGUCAAGCGUACCCCUGAAGGUGAAACCAAAAAGCGCUGGUACUUGCAGGCAUGGGCUUUGACCGGCACCGAUGCCGUCGGCCGAUUCCUCGGCGUCAACGUCGGAACUCCGUUGCAGCGAAAGCUCUCCAAGCUGGCUCUGAUUCUGUUCGGAGUGGCCGUCUUAUUUGCUAUCAUUGUUAUGGCUGCAAACAAGUUCAGCAGCAAAAACGAAGUUAUCAUUUAUGCUGUCGCUACCGGUCUCAGUAUGAUUCCCGCAUGUUUGGUUGUCGUCUUGACAAUUACGAUGGCUGUUGGUACCAAACGGAUGGUCGAAAGACACGUCAUUGUUCGCAAACUUGACUCGCUCGAAGCAUUGGGUGCCGUCACCAACAUUUGCUCAGAUAAGACUGGAACAUUAACCCAAGGUAAAAUGGUGGCGAAGAAGGCAUGGAUUCCGUCUCGCGGGACAUACUCUAUUGGAACCUCAAAUGAACCGUUUAACCCGCACGCUGGGGCUAUGGGCUUCGAGGCGCGGCCUCCUGUGGAAGCAGCAAUCAACGACGAACCGACUGAAGUCACCUCGCCCGAGGACCUUCUCAGAGACAACGACGAUCUUGUACAGUAUCUGGAUAUCGCGUCCAUGGCCAACCUUGCUCACGUUUACAAGUCGGAGCAUGGUGAAUGGCAUGCCCGUGGCGAACCUACAGAAAUCGCCAUCCAGGUCUUCGCAUCCCGCUUCAACUGGAACAAGGACAGGUGGACUAAAGGUACGGACGCGCAGUGGCACCAGAAAGCUGAAUUCCCUUUCGAUUCGAGCAUCAAAAAGAUGUCUGUUAUUUUCGAAAACCUGAAAGAUAGCCGCCAGAUGGUAUUCACGAAGGGUGCUGUCGAACGGGUUCUUGAGGCGUGCACUUCCAUCGUUUGGAAAGAGGGCGAAGGACGCGUCCCAUUGACCGAGGAACAUACCUCUCGGAUCCUUGCGAAUAUGGAGGUCAUUGCCGCUCAGGGACUGCGCGUUUUGGCUUUAGCCGGACGGGAAUACAAACCCUCCCAGCUGGAGGACGGCGAUUACAAUCGUGAAGACAUUGAAAGGGAAUUGGUUUUCCGGGGUUUGAUUGGCCUGUACGAUCCCCCUCGCCCCGAAACCGCGGGUUCGAUCGAAGAAUGUUUCCGCGCUGGGAUCUCCGUCCACAUGGUCACAGGAGAUCACCCUGGUACCGCACGCGCCAUUGCUGCUCAAGUUGGCAUCAUCCCGUCUGAUAUGAGCAAGGUGGCGAAGGACGUCGCCGACGCUAUGGUCAUGACGGCCGGCCAAUUCGACAAACUCACUGAUGACGAAGUCGAUGCCCUGCCCACUCUACCACUGGUCAUUGCCCGAUGCGCCCCAAAUACCAAGGUCCGCAUGAUCCAAGCCCUCCAUCGACGCGGCCGCUUCUGCGCCAUGACAGGCGACGGAGUCAAUGACUCGCCGUCCCUGAAGCACGCCGAUGUUGGAAUUGCCAUGGGCGAAUCUGGCUCCGACGUCGCCAAGGAUGCAUCUGAUAUCGUUCUGACCGACGACAAUUUCGCCUCGAUCCUCAACGCCAUCGAGGAAGGCCGCCGUAUCUUCGACAAUAUCCAGAAAUUCGUCCUGCAUCUACUGGCCGAGAACAUUGCGCAGGCCUGUACGUUGCUGAUCGGGCUGGCUUUCAAGGAUGUCGAUAUGCAGUCUGUGUUUCCCUUGGCGCCCGUUGAGAUUCUCUGGAUCAUCAUGAUUACGUCUGGAAUGCCUGAUAUGGGUCUUGGUAUGGAAAUUGCCGCUCCGGAUAUCAUGGAUCGUCCACCACAAAGUAAACAAGGUAUCUUCACUUGGGAAAUCAUCAUCGACAUACUCGCCUACGGCCUCUGGAUGUCCGCCCUCUGCCUCGCCUCCUUCACCCUGGUCGUGUACGGGUUCGGCGACGGCAACCUCGGCCGCAGCUGCAACACUAGGUACUCAGAGCAAUGCGAUACCGUCUUCCGCGCGCGCGCCACGACCUUCGUAUGCUUGACGUGGUUCGCGCUCUUCCUCGCGUGGGAGAUGGUCAACAUGCGCCGCAGCUUCUUCCGCAUGCAGCCCAAGUCCAAGAAGUACUUCACGCAGUGGAUGCACGAUGUGUGGCGAAACCAGUUCCUCUUCUGGGCCAUCAUGGCCGGUUUCAUCACCAUCUUCCCGCUGCUGUACAUCCCCGUCAUCAACACAGUCGUGUUCAAGCACAAGGGCAUCACGUGGGAGUGGGGGAUUGUCUUUAUCGAGGCGAUGUUGUUCUUUGCUGGCGUCGAGGCGUGGAAGUUGUGGAAGCGCAUCUACUUCCGCCGCAAGGAUCGGAAGGGUAAAGGUCAAGUCUUCGUCGGGCCGAUAUGCUGGAUUAUUGAUAGUGAGCAGUAG